GCCCUGGCGGUCUCCCUGUAGAAGGUCACUUUGUUUCCGCUUCAAGCUGUAGCGCGGCGGCACUCAGUCGGCCAAGGUCCGUACAUGGGUGUGGGGGUGGUAGGAUACUAAUGGCCCCUGUGUUCUCCAGUCAUGAGCCCGGACGUCGCUGCGACACGAUCGGAGGGCUGGGUCUCGCCUCCGUUGCCGGUCAUUGACAUAUCCUUGAAACAGGCAGAGUGACAUUUCUCCAAGGAUUCAACUGCCAUGAUGUUAAUAGGUUGCUAACGGGAAAAGACAGUCCUGACCUUAACUCCCCAACCCCCACCAGGAUCCUUCACCAAGACAGCUGUUUUAAGAAGACUGCAAACUUUACAGUGAGAAACCACUCCGUGUUUUCUGGAAUGGCUAAAAUAAAGAAAAAGGAUAACAUCCAAUUUUCCCGAGAAUGCUGAGAAUUAGAAUUCUCAUAUCGCUGAUCCGAGGGUAAAAAGAACAUGCCGUGUGGAAGACUGUGUGAUCCCUCUUGAGGACGAAAUCUAGAGGUGGAGGCAAAAGCAGAAAUGGCUGGUUCUCAGGAACUGCUGACCUUCAGGGAUGUGGCCAUAGAAUUCUCCGAGGAGGAGUGGGGACGCCUGACCCACACUCAGCAGCAACUGUACAGGGAUGUGAUGUUAGAGAACUAUGGACACCUCCAUUUCUUGGGUCUCCUUCUGUCAAAGCCAGACCUGAUCAUGUUUUUGGAGCAAGAGAAGAAGCUCGGGAAUGUGAAGAGAAAGGAGACUGUAGCUGUCCAUCCAGUACCGGAGUGCAUUAUGCUGGCCCCAUUCUUGUUGGGACUGCUGGGAUCCCACUACUGCUCUUCUAGGAGCUCUUGCACAAGGCUGUCCCUGCAAUCCUGGCAACCUGAUCGAUGCACCAUUGUCUCUCUUUACUUCACUGGAGGAACCUUUGAAACUCUUCAUCAUGAUUCAGUUGUGGAGUUCUGUGGGAAGCAUGCAUUGUCAAUGUAAGACAUCAAUGGCAUAUUUGUGAAAAGUAGAAACUCAGACCUCAUCCAAACAUCCAAAUCAGAAUAUGGGGGUGCCUGGGUGGCUCAGUGGGUUAAGGCCUCUGCCUUUGGCUCAGGUCAUGAUUCCAGGGUCCUGGGAUCGAGCUCCACAUCAGGCUGUCUGCUCAGCAGGGAGCCUGCUUCUGCCUCUCUCUGCCUGCCUCUCUGCCUACUUGUGAUCUCUGUCAAAUAAAUAAAUAAAAUCUUUUAAAAAAAUCAGAAUAUGAAUUUUAAUAGUCUCUCCAGUUCAUUGUCAUACACAUUAACACUGGAGACGUGCACAUCUAGCUCAGCCAGACUCUUCCAUUAUUCUACUCCUGAUGUCAUGUCUAUAGGACAUUAGUUUGAUAUCUGUGCUUUGUAUGCUAUAAGUCAGGAUAUAUGCUCUUCACUUCCCAGAUUAUUUUGGGCAUGGGUUAUCCCAUGACAUCACAUAAUGUUAGGAUGGAUUUUGAUCUUUGUGCAAAAAUGACAUUGGCAUUUUGUAGAGAUUGCAUUUUCUAUAGGUCACAUCAAGAUUUAUUGUGUUUCAGUUAUUCCAGUGAAAGAACAUGGAUGUGUUUCGUAGUUAUUCAUUCUUUGAAUCCAGCACAGUAUAUUACACUUUUCAUCGUUUCUGGUUUGACCUCUACCAUUAUGUUAAAUUGGAAGCAUUUUGUUGGGGGGGAGGGGGUUUGCUCUAAAUGUAUGAUAUCUCUGUUUGGGAGUUGUUCUUUGUUGUGUAGAAACAAAACUAAUUUUUAUGUGUUGAUUUGCAUACCAGCUUUAUAAAAUCCAUAUGAGUUUUAACAGGAUUAAAACAAUAAGGAUUCCCAGGAGAAGCAAGGGCAGUGGAAUAGGAGGAUCCUAGACUCCUGUGUCUUGUCAUGAGCACUACUAGGUAACUGUCAGGUCCUCCUGAAUGCCCCAGACAUUGGGCUGAGGAGUGACAGGACAAACUCUCCAAGUAAGAGGCAGAAGAGGCCACGUGGAAGAUGGCAGAUUGUGUGGAGACAUGGUUUAGGGAGGAGAGGAGUAUAGCAUUGUGGCGGGAAGGGAGCCCGGCUGUGCAGUAGGUGUCAUGACAGAGGAGCACUCCGGGGAUACAUUUUUGGAUUCCCCAAAACCAUUGGCUUGGAGAGGGAGAAGGGCUGAAUUUCAUGAGUUCUUGGAACCAGCACAUCUUAAAGCCUGGAGGUUUAAUGGUCAGCAGGUUUGGAUGGGAUAGAAUCAGGAGGGCACUGGGGUGCUCCCGGACAGAAGGUUGGCAAACAACCUGGGGGCACCGAGCGUGGAAACAGUCAUCUGAAGAACACCUGGGGCACACAGUGGGGAGAGUAUUCAGUAGUCUAGGAGCACAUUCCUGAGAGGAAACAUUCAGUGACAUGUGGCUUCCAAAACAUGGGAGCCCUCUCCUGUCCUGUAGCAUAAAGACUGAGUCCCACUCAGUAAGACACUGGCUGUCUGCCUUGCUUGCACCAGUCCCCACCCACUGUGAUCUGAGGGAACUUCCCUUCUCAGUGAGGCUUUCCUCGGUCUCAGCAAGGUCAGCCCCUGCCCACCUCACAUCUCCUGAGCAGAGAGUUCUGCAGGGCCACAGUCCUGAUGGAGUAGUAAGGAGCUUGAUGGAGAAUUUAAGGUCAUAAUCAUAAGGAUACUCAAGGAGUUGAGAAAACAAUAGUGAGAACUUUACCACAGAGAUAAGAGUUAAAAAAUAAUUGGGUGCUUGGUGGCUCACUUGGGUAAGUACCAACUCUUGAUUUCUGCUCAGAUCUUGAUCUCAGGCUCCUGGGAUGUAGGCUCAAGUCACCCUGUGAAUUCAGUGUGAUGCCUGCAUGUGAUUCCCUCUCUCUGUAGUUCCCACCUGGAAUCUUGUGAGUGCCCCCCUCAAAUAUAUAAGUCUUUUUAAAAAUCAAACAUAGAUGAAUGAUGCAGUAAGUGAGAGUAGAAAAAGGUUUGAUCUAGAGAGCAGGCUUGAAGAAGCAAAAAAAAUGACUUUGUCAUAUAAAAGGCAAAUGAAGUAAUACUGAAUCUCAACAAGAGAGGGAGAAGAAUCAUGCAACACAGGAUUGCAUUUAGGGAACUCAUUGACCCAAUCAGUUGUAGUAAAAUUCCUUGGUCUUGGGCUUUUCUGUCUGUGCUGCUAGAGUAUUGAUUCCAAGUUCAAUUUUCACCCUUCUUACUGAUCUCAGGAGAUGUCCCAUUUCUUUGGUUCAUGGUUAGGAAAUCAGUCUUAAUAACUUGUACAAUUUUAGGAAUUCUCUGUUUUGUUUUUGUUUUUGUUUUUAAUAAAUUUCCCUAGUUGGGCGCACUGGGAAGCUCAGUGGGUUAAAGCCACUGCCUUCAGCUCAGGUCAUGAUGCCAGGGUCCUGGGAUCAAGCCCUGCAUCAGGCUCUCUGCUCAGUGGGGAGCCUGCUUAUCUCUUUCUCUCUGCCAUUUGUGAUCUCUGCCUGUCAAAUAAAUAAAUUAAAUAUUAAAAACACAAAUUUCUCCAUUUGUUGUUAUGUAAUGGUUUGUGGAGUUAAAGCAUUGCCAAUUUUGUUUUAUUGAUUGAAAUUGGCAUUACUUUCUGUGUUCCAUUAAUGCUUAUCUUCUACUGUAUUUAUUUCACACUUUUCUUUAUAUCAUCUCUCUACUAAGUUUCAUCCUAGUCUCUUCCUUUUUUAGUUCUUCUGGUGGAAAUUAAGUUGUUUGUUCCAACAUUUUUCUUAAUUCUGUAUUGUAUAACAUGAAAAACUUGGGAAAUGGGAAGUCUAGUAGGGAAAAACUGGCAGAAAUAAACAAUACAAACAAUGACCAAAAACAGUAAAAAAAAUUAAAAUGAUGAUCUUUAGGGAUUUCAGUAAUCACGUCCCAUGUGAACAAUGAGUUUUGUUGUUUUUCAGUUUAGAUUCCUUUACUCUAGUUUUGGUUGCAUAAUUGUUCUGAAUAGAGAAUCCAGUACUAUGCUCAAAGGCAGUGGUGGGCUCACUUCAUUACCUACCUGCUGAUGAUAGAGGAGAAGCUUGCAGACUGUCCCUACUGAAUAGGUUUCAGCUUUUCAUGCAUUUGUGGCAUUCAUUAGGUUGGGGUUUCUUUCUGUCUCUCCU
Molecule: messenger RNA, 4098 nt
Organism: Mustela lutreola (European mink)
Lineage: Eukaryota; Metazoa; Chordata; Mammalia; Carnivora; Mustelidae
Product: KRAB domain-containing protein 5-like
Exons: 9
Coding region: 543-992 (149 amino acids)
Biological process (GO): negative regulation of transcription by RNA polymerase II
Cellular component (GO): nucleus
Molecular function (GO): DNA-binding transcription repressor activity, RNA polymerase II-specific; DNA-binding transcription activator activity, RNA polymerase II-specific; RNA polymerase II cis-regulatory region sequence-specific DNA binding
Source: RefSeq, a predicted model, not a curated record